This is a messenger RNA of Chrysemys picta bellii (western painted turtle), 3317 nucleotides long. RefSeq names its product solute carrier family 23 member 1 (gene SLC23A1). Gene Ontology annotation, molecular function: transmembrane transporter activity. Gene Ontology annotation, cellular component: membrane. The record is from RefSeq and is a predicted model, not a curated record. Lineage: Eukaryota; Metazoa; Chordata; Testudines; Emydidae. Gene Ontology annotation, biological process: transmembrane transport.
ACCGUGGUUAUAGAUUGACUCCAUGAACAAUGUCGGGUGUAUUGACUAAAGUCCUCCCCAUGACCAUAAAAAGCGUCACUCUACAAAGUCCCCUUGGAAAUCCCAGUGGCACUCUGCAGGAGAAUGGGGAACAGUUCGGAAGAUUUGUCUCAAACCAAGAAUGGAAAUGCAGCUUCCGCCCGGCACGAGGGGAUCCCCGAAAUCAUCACCGAGAACUCGUAUGGGAAGGAGCCGGAGAGCGAGGACAAGCGCCAAGCCACAGGCACAGGGAGGGAGCAGAAAGAAUUCGACAUGAUCUAUAAAAUUGAAGACGUGCCCCCAUGGUACCUCUGCAUCCUGCUCGGCUUUCAGCACUACCUGACCUGUUUCAGUGGGACGAUCGCUGUCCCGUUCCUCCUGGCAGAGUCCCUGUGUGUGGGAAAGGACCAAUACACGGUCAGCCAGCUCAUCGGCACCAUCUUCACCUGCGUCGGGAUCACCACGCUGAUCCAGACCACGCUGGGGAUCCGACUCCCCCUGUUUCAAGCAAGCGCACUCGCCUUUCUGGUUCCUGCCAAGUCCAUCCUGGCCCUGGAGAAAUGGAAAUGUCCCCCAGAAGAGGAGAUCUACGGCAAUUGGACGUUACCACUGAACACAUCUCACGUGUGGCACCCGAGGAUGAGAGAAAUCCAAGGGGCGAUCAUCGUGUCCAGCCUGGUGGAAGUGGUGAUCGGGCUUGUGGGGCUGCCAGGAGCACUGCUCAGCUACAUUGGACCUCUCACCGUCACUCCCACCGUCUCCCUGAUAGGACUGUCAGUCUUCCAAGCUGCGGGGGACCGCGCAGGAUCGCACUGGGGCAUUGCAGCAUUAUCCAUUUUUCUGAUUGUUUUAUUUGCCCAGUACCUGCGAAAUGCGACCUUUCGGCUGCCUGGUUACAAAUGGGGGAAAGGCUGUAUUGUGUUCAGGCUACAGAUCUUCAAAAUGUUCCCGAUCAUCCUGGCCAUCAUGGUGGUGUGGCUGCUGUGCUAUAUUUUAACACUGACGGAUGUUUUCCCACGCGAUGCUGAGGCAUAUGGCUACAAGGCCAGGACAGACGCCAGGGGGAAAAUCAUGUCAAUUGCACCCUGGUUUCGCCUACCGUACCCUUGUCAGUGGGGCUUGCCCACCGUGACGGCAGCGGCUGUGUUAGGGAUGUUCAGCGCUACCCUGGCUGGCAUUAUCGAGUCCAUCGGGGAUUACUACGCCUGUGCCAGGCUGGCAGGGGCUCCGGCGCCACCCAUCCACGCCAUUAAUAGAGGCAUUUUUACAGAGGGGAUCUCCUGUAUCAUAGCUGGGCUGCUGGGAACGGGCAACGGCUCCACAUCCUCAAGUCCCAACAUCGGUGUCUUGGGCAUCACAAAGGUGGGCAGCAGAAGAGUGGUGCAAUAUGGAGCUGGGAUCAUGCUUGUUUUGGGAACCAUUGGCAAGUUCACGGCUCUGUUCGCCUCUCUCCCUGACCCUAUCCUCGGAGGGAUGUUCUGUACAUUAUUCGGCAUGAUCACAGCUGUUGGCCUUUCCAACCUGCAGUUUGUUGACAUGAACUCCUCCCGCAAUCUUUUCAUUCUGGGAUUCGCAAUGUUUUUCGGGCUGACGUUGCCAAACUACUUGGAUUCGCGCCCCAAUGCCAUUAACACAGGUGUUCCUGAAGUGGACCAAAUAUUAACAGUGCUGUUAACAACAGAAAUGUUUGUUGGGGGUGGCAUUGCCUUCAUAUUGGACAACACCAUUCCAGGGACACAGGAGGAGCGUGGGCUGGUUCAGUGGAAGGCCGGAGCACAUGCAGACAGAACCACAGCUGCAAAUUUGAAAAGCUACGAUUUUCCAUUUGGAAUGAGCGUGGUAAAAAGGAUACAGUGGUUGAAGUAUGUGCCAGUAUGCCCUGUUUUCAGGGGAUUUAAUUCAAGAACAAAAAGGAAUUGUGACACAAUGGAAAACGUUCAAGAAAACACAGACAACCUGUUCAUAUGUACUAAGGUCUGAAAGACUCCUGUAAUGUGACAGGCGCAAGUCGUUCAGUGCCAGUUAGGUACGAUGUACCAUAGUUCUAGUUCAUAGGUUACUGAAGGAAGACCAGGCCUGGAGAGUUGUGUCAAACGGAAGAGGAGAGAACAUGAGGAUCAGUUCAUAGGGGUUCCCCCAUAAUUUUGAUUCAUGACCCCAUGGAGUCUACAAAGGGAAACACACCCUAGUUUGAGUCAGUCAUCUUUCCCUGUGCUGUCCAUUCAGUCUAAGCAUGUGUGACAGCUGUUGCCUGCUUACUCUUGAGAUAGCUCAAGCCUUCAGUAUUGUACAUCUGGCUAGUGUGUGUCAUUCUAACAAACCCAAAACCUCAAAACAGCAGAGUUGUGGCUGGAGUGACUUCUAACCAACUUUUGCAGCUUCCAACUCUCACCCCAAAUUGGUUUAAGAUUUGUACAAAACUUGGCUCAGAUUUGCUGGAAUGCUCAUGAAUCUAGGCAAAACUAGCCCAAGUUUUACACAGCUCAACUGGUCAUCCUGUGUAAUAAACUGCUAUCCAGACACACUGGGCUAAAUUCAUUUCUGGUGUAACUCUAUAAACUUCAGCAGAAUUAUACCAGGGAUUAAUCUGGAUCAGCGCGGCCACCAUGGCACACUUAAUAUGGACAUAAUGUAUUUGAUACAUUAAUAUUCCAAAUCACUUGUUUCUCUGUGUUUUUAUUGACAGUGGAGAGAACUGCCCCUUAUAUUUGCCUCACUAGUCCCGCAACGUAACUCCGGAAAAGUUUAUGUUGGAUAGCUCUGCUACACCGAUCCAUCUUUCCUAUUGCCUGUUACACGGAGUAUAAUGAGAUCUUAAAUAAUUGUUAAUUAUACCCAAGGAUGAAUAGACAAGUUCAUUUUCUGAACUGCCUUGGCUCUGCAGGGCUAACAGUAACGUUGCGUCCCUGAUAUAAAUUGACUCUGAACACAGAUCAGUUGAAUAUUGCCUUUGUGCACAGUCACUUUCCAGAAUUGCCUAGUGGGAAUUUUUUGCAAGAAACCAUGACCAAGUCAUACCUGUGAACGCAUCUCCCUAGGAACUGGAAUGCACAAGCACUGCAGCUUGACUGGACUGAAUAUGGGUAUGUUUAAUGCAAAGGUGAUCCCUCCCUGGAUCUUGAUGAAGUGCCAUUAAUACCAAAAUGCAGCUUGUGACUGGAUAUGCAAGUGUGCUUGGGCUCCCUUGCUGAUGAGUGAUAGGAUCUAAAAGGGGAGGGCCUCUAGGUGACUGACUAGCAACGCUCCCAGAGAACACCCACUGCCACUUUGAAUAUCAUUAAUAAACUUCUCAAACUCCA